Messenger RNA from Electrophorus electricus (electric eel), 1287 nucleotides. The record is from RefSeq and is a predicted model, not a curated record. NCBI's taxonomy places the organism in Eukaryota, Metazoa, Chordata, Actinopteri, Gymnotiformes, Gymnotidae.
CCCGAUACGCUUCCUCAUCACCGACUACGCCUAGUUCUCAUAAUUUUUAUCCUAUCUGUCAAAUCUGGCAGACAGCGAUUUUUUAUUGGAAAUCAAGAGACGUUUUGGAAAUGUCAAAACCUCCCCCUAAACCAGCUAAGCCAGGUCAGGUGAAAGUGUUCAGGGCUCUAUUCACCUUUGACCCAAGGACGCCAGAUGAGCUCUACUUUGAAGAAGGAGAUAUUUUAUACAUCUCAGACACUAGUGAUAGUAACUGGUGGAAAGGGACAUGCAGAGGACGGACUGGCCUUAUUCCUAGUAACUAUGUGGCUGAGCAAGCGGAGUCCAUCGACAACCCCAUGCAUGAGGCAGCAAAGAGAGGUAAUCUGAGCUGGCUGAGGGAGUGUCUGGACAAUAAGGUUGGCAUUAAUGGUCUGGACAAGGCAGGAAAUACAGCUCUGUACUGGGGUUGUCAUGGAGGCCACAGAGAUGUGGUAGAGAUGUUACUAAUGCAGCCGAAAUGUGAAAUCAAUCAGCAGAAUAAACUGGGAGACACACCUCUGCAUGCCGCUGCGUGGAAGGGCUAUUCAGACAUAGUGGAGAUGCUUCUCAACAGGAAUGCCAGAACAGACAUUCUAAACAAUGAGAAGAAAACAGCACUGGAGAUGGCCACUAAUGCCCAGUGUGCAUCUCUGCUGAAGAGAAAGCAGGGGGGUGUGAAAACACGCACACACAGUAAUGCAGAGGAGUAUUUGGAUGAUGAAGACUCUGACUGAAUGAUGAAGAGGAGGGGUUUAGAGCAUUCCGUAAAUAAUUACUAUCCAUACAUGUGAAUGAGCUUGUAUGUUCAACUGAUUGAAACUCAUGGAGGGUAACUGCCUGCUUUGUGUAAAGGUCUUAAAGCCUUAUAAAUAUAAUUACUGCACUGGUUGAGCGAAGAGACAGGGUUGUCUCUGCUUAUGAUGGACUUUCAGUGAAAUCUCAUUGGUGUCGCGUAGAUCAUAACCCUAGCCUUAACAUUACCAGCAUGCACCGCUGUGGGAGUAUCUGAGUCUCUUACUGCCCUGUAAUUUUCAACCAGAACCAAAUAUUCAUAUAGUAAAUUAAUUUCCCAUGAACUCUAGUUGCGUUACCUAGGUUAGGGUUGCCAAAAAAAGUUAGGUUGGGCGGUAACAGCUGGAGCUCCCCCUGGUGGCUCUGAGCGAGUAGGUGUAUGGGUGAUUUAUUUGUACUUCCUGAAAGGCUUCUGUGUUGCAUGUUUGGUUAGGGGGGAAGCAAAUAUGCAAUUAAAUCUGGUAAUAAUGUGUU